Messenger RNA from Beta vulgaris subsp. vulgaris (sugar beet), 1210 nucleotides. Its product is annotated as heavy metal-associated isoprenylated plant protein 28-like. The record is from RefSeq and is a predicted model, not a curated record. Gene Ontology annotation, molecular function: metal ion binding. Lineage: Eukaryota; Viridiplantae; Streptophyta; Magnoliopsida; Caryophyllales; Amaranthaceae.
AUAAAAAGCUUAAUUAUAAUAAUAGAAAAAAGUAAUAAUGGGAAAGUGCUCUUUAUAACGAUAAAUUGCUGAAGUUUAUAGAGAAAAAAGAACUCUUAUCAACUCUAGUUAUACUCAGUGUGUCUAAAGAUCAUCAACUACAAUUCCUGAGAAGAUGUCGACGGUCACAGAGAUGAGAGUCCACAUGUGCUGUCCUGGAUGUGAAAGCAAGAUCAAGAAAACAUUAUCGAGGAUGAAAGGAGUGGAUGAAGUUGACAUAGACAUGGGCAUGCAAAAAGUGACAGUAAAUGGUAGCGCAGCAAAGAAAGUAUUGAAAGCAGUGAGGGGUACAGGGAGAAGAGCAGAAUUAUGGCAAUUCCCUUAUCAACCUGAACUUAGGAGUUUCACACAUCAAUACCCAAAUCAAUGUCAAAGCAAUGGAACAGCAGCGGCAGCAUAUUCUGGACAGCCUCAGCCAGCUUCAUCAUCUUAUAACUACUUCAAGCAUGGUUAUGACGGACAUGAAUCUCAUGGCUAUUAUAAUUUCAAUAAUCCUUCACAUUCUUCUUCAUUUGUUGGUGCAAGAAAUGGUGAUGCUUUUAGUGAUGAGAAUCCUCAUGCAUGUUCCAUAAUGUGAAAUCAAGGUCACCGCACCAAUGAAUUUAUUUGGAUCGUAUAUGUUCUUUUCUAUAGUUUAGAAAAAGCGAGUCCUAGUUGGGACCUUUCUUUUCUGGUAGGAUGCGCAUAUUCCAACUUGCCACCAAACUUGUUUAUUUUCCCUCCGUUUUUUAAUAGUUGUAUCGUAUUGUCAUUUGAAAAUAUUUACAUUUUCUAUUUUCACCCUAUUGUAUUAUGUGUACAUCAGGAAAAAUAUAGUUGAUCAUGUGAGUUCUUGUUAGAUAUGUACUCCCUCUGUCUCAUUUUAUAGUUCUUGUUUCAUUUUGGACACAAGAAGUAAGCAAACAAUGAUUAUGAUGUACUUGCAUAGGGAGUUGUAUUUUUGGAGUUAUUGUCAUUGAAAAAUGAAAAAAAAAAAUGAAAAAAGUAAAUGGAUGGACAUGUGAAAUGAGGAGACAGAGAGUAAAAAAUGAUUUUUGAUAUAUCUAACCAAUGAGAUUGAAGGAACAUUAAACAAGUGUGUCAAAAACCCAUGGGAAAAGGUGGAGAAAGAGUAAAAUAUGAUGUUUUUAAAUGAACAUAAGGAAAAUGGGAACAAUAUUUUAUGACACUC